UUAAAGAGGCCACGAGUUGGCACUACAAGCGAGAGUCCAUCUUGGAGAACGGUUCUUUCAGCGCCGAUAUUUUGUUUUUACGGAGAUCAAAUACUACUAGAAUGGCCGACGCAGAGAAUCAGUUCAUGGAGACCUCCGAGAAUGGAAACGGAGCGGAAUUCACGGAGGCCGGAGCGGAUGAAGAGAACGGAGGCGCGGAGGGAGGACAGAUCAACGCCAGCAAGGGCGAGGAAGAUGCCGGUAAAAUGUUUGUUGGAGGACUCAGCUGGGACACCAGCAAGAAAGAUCUCAAGGACUAUUUUUCCAAGUUUGGGGAGGUGACCGACUGCACCAUAAAGAUAGAUUCAAACACUGGCCGGUCAAGAGGGUUUGGAUUCAUCUUGUUCAAUGAUCCAGGAAGUGUUGACAAGGUUCUACAGCAGAAUGAACACCGACUCGACGGGCGACAGAUCGAUCCUAAGAGAGCAAUGGCCAUGAAAAAGGAGCCAAUGAAGAAAAUCUUUGUUGGUGGCUUAAACCCUGAAACCACCGAAGAGAAGGUCCGAGAAUACUUUGGGGCCUUCGGAGAGAUUGAAACUAUUGAACUGCCAACUGAUCCAAAGACCAGCAAAAGGAGGGGCUUUGUUUUCAUCACAUACAAGGAUGAAGCUGCGGUUAAGAAUAUCCUUGAAAAUAAAUACCACGAUGUUUGUGGAAGCAAGUGUGAGAUUAAAGUCGCCCAGCCUAAGGAGAUCUACCAGCAGCAGCAGUACGGGACUCGUGGAGGUUUUGGCGGUCGUGGCAGGGGCCGUGGGGGUCAGAACUGGAACCAGGGAUAUGACGGCUACUGGAACCAGGGCUAUGGCAACCAAGGCUAUGGUGGCCAGCAGGAUUAUGGCAGUUAUGGUGGAUAUGGCAACUAUGACUAUUCCUCUGGCUACUAUGGCAGUUAUGGUGGAUAUGACUAUAACCAGGAAAUCAAAGCUAUGGGAAAGCAGCCCAGACGUGGAGGCAACCAGAUUGGCUACAAGCCAUACUGAUCAUAUGUAGAACCGGACUGACGUAUUCUUAAACCAAGAUUCUGACAUGGUGACAACAGCUGGACACACAGACUUUGGCUCCUUUACAGGACAAGAUCAUGAUCCAUUUGUACAGAACAGACUAAUGGGGGAAGCAAUGUCCCUUAUCCACAUUUUUAUUUUAAUUUUAUUUUCCUUUGUCCACGUGCAUUUCCAGAGUUGGAAGUGUUAUUUUUACUGUACUUUUUGGUACCUUUUUUGAAUGAUGUAUUGUAUGGUUGUAUUUUACAUGUCUACUGGAUUUGCCACAUGAGGUUCAGGAGCUGCCAGAGCUUUUGAAAUAAAACAAUUUGCGUAA
Xyrauchen texanus (razorback sucker) is the source of this 1356-nucleotide messenger RNA. Its product is annotated as heterogeneous nuclear ribonucleoprotein A/B-like. The coding region runs from base 102 to 1019 and encodes 305 amino acids. Gene Ontology annotation, biological process: regulation of gene expression. Gene Ontology annotation, molecular function: RNA binding. The transcript is spliced from 9 exons. The record is from RefSeq and is a predicted model, not a curated record. Gene Ontology annotation, cellular component: nucleoplasm. NCBI's taxonomy places the organism in Eukaryota, Metazoa, Chordata, Actinopteri, Cypriniformes, Catostomidae.